CGCUCCUCUCUUCAGAUCAGCAGAAUCUGUUCAUCUCGAGACGGACAAGAUGGCGAAGUGAGUGGGUUGCGCUUUGAAAAGAAAGCAGCGACUCACACAAUUCUUUCAACGUUAAAACGUCGGUUGACUUGAUGUACGGUCGAAUAAGCUGGAAAGCCCGUCUUUAAGAAGAAAAGUUGCCCCUCAAAGCGAGGUGUUUUGAAGAGAGCGUCGAGGACACCGACUCCUCAGUGUCCUUUCAGGCUAAGCUGCUAGUCAGCUAAUCUGGGAAUUGCUUAAGAGGAAAAAAGCUUCAGGGGAAGUAGUAUUGUUUUUUUUUUACUUAAAUGUCGAGACAACUAAUCUUCUCUUGAAACCAAUGUCCGUUAUUAUCUUAAUUUCGUCGUGAGUUGUUCAGGACACAGCUAGUGAGGAAGAACCGAUUUUAGGCUAGCUAGCAUUGUUUCUACUGGACUGAAGAAGAGAGAGCAGCCUGAAAACCUCACCCGUUCACACAGUUUCAGAGUACUUCUCGGAUUUUAGGACAUGGCCAGCAGCAGUGGCUCUAAAGCCGAGUUCAUAGUCGGUGGGAAAUACAAGCUGGUUCGGAAAAUCGGAUCUGGAUCCUUUGGUGACAUUUAUUUGGCAAUCAACAUCACAAAUGGAGAGGAGGUAGCUGUGAAAUUGGAGUCACAGAAAGCCAGACACCCUCAACUUCUGUAUGAAAGCAAGUUGUACAAAAUUCUCCAGGGAGGAGUCGGAAUCCCACACAUCAGGUGGUAUGGCCAAGAAAAGGACUAUAAUGUUCUAGUGAUGGACCUGCUGGGGCCAAGUCUGGAGGAUCUCUUUAACUUCUGUUCCCGCAGAUUCACAAUGAAAACGGUCCUAAUGCUUGCAGAUCAGAUGAUCAGCAGAAUCGAGUAUGUGCACACAAAAAAUUUCAUCCACCGAGAUAUCAAGCCAGACAACUUUUUAAUGGGUAUUGGCCGCCACUGUAAUAAGUGUUUAGAAUCUCCAGUGGGGAAGAGGAAAAGAAGCUUGGCUGUUAGUUCUUCUCAAGACCCAUCUUUCUCAGGAUUAAACCAGUUGUUCCUCAUCGACUUUGGUCUGGCCAAGAAAUAUCGAGACAACAGGACACGACAGCACAUACCGUACAGAGAAGACAAAAAUCUUACAGGCACAGCUCGCUAUGCCAGCAUCAACGCACACUUAGGCAUCGAGCAGAGUCGUCGAGAUGACAUGGAGUCACUAGGAUACGUGCUGAUGUACUUCAACAGAACCAGCCUGCCAUGGCAGGGACUAAAGGCUGCCACAAAGAAACAGAAGUAUGAGAAGAUUAGUGAGAAAAAGAUGUCGACUCCUGUCGAGGUCUUGUGUAAGGGGUUCCCAGCAGAGUUUGCCAUGUACCUGAACUACUGUCGUGGGUUGCGGUUUGAAGAGGCACCUGACUACAUGUACCUGCGUCAGCUUUUCCGCAUUCUUUUCAGGACUCUGAACCACCAGUAUGACUACACAUUUGACUGGACCAUGCUGAAGCAGAAAGCAGCACAGCAAGCAGCCUCCUCAGGGGGACAGGGGCAACCGGCACAAACCCCCACAGGCAAGCAAACUGACAAACCCAAGAGUAACAUGAAAGGUUUCUAAGCAUUAAGACAAUGUAAUGAAGCAGAGCAGAGUGGUCGUAGCAGGAUUUGCCUUCCAAUCACACCCCGGCAUCUAGGAUCAAAUUCACCAGAACCUGCCAGGCACUGUGGGCAACCUUUUUCCUGUUAAAGAACUUUUGUUCCAUAUACUAUAUAUGUAAUCGGUAUAUAUAGAUAAGAUGCUCUGCAUAAAUCUAUAUAUUGGUAUGUAUAUACUAUAUCCACACAGAGAGCAGGCUUGGUUUGGAGUUGGAAGCUGUAGCCUUUUCUAUUGUCCUGUCCCUUAAGACUUUUUUCCCCUCCUCCUAUGAAACUGCAAACUGUAGAAAAUGGGGAUAUAAUUGUGCACUUGCCAAUAUUUUCCCGAGUUUUCUCCUUCAGGAAAGCUGUUUGGGGUCCUUCCUGAAUUCUUGGUUGCCCAUCAGAGCAGUUUUGGCCCCUCAGUCCCUUCUCAUCGUCCUCUCGUCACCAAGCGUGGCACGAACCCAGACACUCUUGUCAGAAUGGAGACAUCUGAGACACACUUUCAUCCUUCAAUAUUUUUUCUUCCUUUACCCGAGCAAAUUGAAACAUCUGAGAUUCAAGUUUUUUAAUUUUAUUUUUUAU
This is a messenger RNA of Carassius carassius (crucian carp), 2228 nucleotides long. Its product is annotated as casein kinase I. The transcript is spliced from 11 exons. Gene Ontology annotation, biological process: signal transduction; negative regulation of canonical Wnt signaling pathway; peptidyl-serine phosphorylation. Gene Ontology annotation, molecular function: protein serine/threonine kinase activity; ATP binding. NCBI's taxonomy places the organism in Eukaryota, Metazoa, Chordata, Actinopteri, Cypriniformes, Cyprinidae. The coding region runs from base 526 to 1623 and encodes 365 amino acids. Gene Ontology annotation, cellular component: nucleus; cytoplasm. The record is from RefSeq and is a predicted model, not a curated record.